AUGAGGGAGGUUGUCAUGAAAGAGGUAAUCAAGCUAUUAGAUGCGGGGAUCAUCUACCCCAUCUCGGAUAGCAAAUGGCGUGUGGAUAAAACUCCUCAUGCCAUUUACUAUGCUAGCAAGACCCUCUCAGAUGCUCAAUUGAAUUAUACAACAACUGAGAAAGAGUUGCUAGCUGUUGUCUAUGCCUUGGACAAAUUUCGUUCAUAUCUUAUUGGAUCCAAGGACAAGAAAGGUACUGACAAUGUCGUAGCAGAUCAUCUCUCUCAGCUUCUCAUUGAGAACACUUCUAAUUUUUCUCCAGUUCAUGAUUCCUUUCUGGAAGAGCAACUGUUCCAGAUUUCUCAUGUGUCGCCUCCUUGGUUUGCUGACAUUGUCAACUAUCUUGCGGUUGGAAAAAUUCCAUCCCAAUGGUCUGAGCAAGAGAAAGAUCAGUUCUUUACUCAAAUCAAAAAUUUCUUUUGGGAAGACUCUGAACUGUUCAAGUAUUACUCGGAUCAAAUAAUCCGGAGAUGCAUUUCUGAAUAUGAUGUCUAA
Molecule: messenger RNA, 534 nt
Organism: Cornus florida
Lineage: Eukaryota; Viridiplantae; Streptophyta; Magnoliopsida; Cornales; Cornaceae
Exons: 3
Coding region: 1-534 (177 amino acids)
Source: RefSeq, a predicted model, not a curated record